This is a messenger RNA of Pomacea canaliculata, 4279 nucleotides long. Its product is annotated as trace amine-associated receptor 7d-like. The record is from RefSeq and is a predicted model, not a curated record. Gene Ontology annotation, molecular function: G protein-coupled receptor activity. Lineage: Eukaryota; Metazoa; Mollusca; Gastropoda; Architaenioglossa; Ampullariidae. The transcript has 7 exons. The coding region runs from base 1780 to 2916 and encodes 378 amino acids. Gene Ontology annotation, biological process: G protein-coupled receptor signaling pathway. Gene Ontology annotation, cellular component: membrane.
UGCCAUUAACUGCACUAUUUUUGGCAGCCUCCAACAGCACAACAACUUCAUUUGACGGAAUUGUGGAAAUGCACAAAAUCUCCAUACCUGGUUAUCUAGGCACUUGCACAGCUCCAGACCAGACUAUGAACGCGGUCUGAGUGACCUGGGGAAGUGGAGGUGAGGGUGGGCAUCAUUAGGGCAUCGACUAUCUUUCAUCUUUUACACAAUGCAUUAAAUAUAUGUAUUAAAUAAAACAGAUGUAAGAUCGAAUUUAUAUACGUCUGUGUGUGAUGCCAUCUUAGCUGGUUGCCGGGUUGUCACCGUGCAUAAAAAUAAUUAAAAGUGUGAGUAUACAGACCAACGCUGCAACGACCCCUCCUUCAAAUGUAACCCCCAUACCCUGCUACCCAUUCGUCGUUUGGUAUCGUAUUCGUAUAGAACAUAUACACACUGGCUUUCUGAACAGUUCACGUGGUUUGUGGGCAGAAAAUCGUGAACAAGGUCUUUACCGCUCUCUCUCUCUCUCUUUUGUUUUUUUGCCUGUUUUUUUUUUCUCAUGUUAUUUUUGUCUUCUUCUCUCUUCGCUUCUUGCUUGUGUGUGUUUGUGUUUCUUUCCUUUAUUCCCCCAUGGUUGUUUUUUUUUCAUUUUUUUUUUGUUUGCUUAAGGAUGUUGAAGACGACCAGUCUUGUGCAGUCUAGUGCCAGACAUUGGGAGUAUCUGACUCCUGCACACUGGUGAGGUCCUCUCAAUUUGUUACAGACUCUCACGACGUUGACAACGGAUGUUAACGGUCAUAGACACUGCAUUUGCUGAAAGGAUCAAAAACAAAGCAGUUCUAAAAAUAGUGAUGCCAGUAACCUGCAUCAGCAGCUGCGUUCGAGUGUGUGCCAGCUUGAAAGUGUUUAUGAAAGUGUUCAGGUGAAUGGGUGAGCGGGUGGCCGGGCUGGACUUUGGUUGAGUUAAAGACGUGUGAAACAGCCUCCACUACCACUUCCGCCACCAGGAUGACCACCGAUACACCACCACCACCACCACCCGACCACCACCGUUACUAUCAUCACCGCUUGUCGAGAGUCGGGUGCUGGCCGAGUGGAGCGGUCACACGGUGAUCAUGUGAACAACACAUGCCAUUGAUGUGCCCGACAUCGCACGCCUCACAACUUCAGGUGGGACAACUGGCGGCGACCCUGGAACCCAGAAUAAUCACUGGCGACUUCACUUGAGGCUGACCAACUCUUAUCACCUGCGUGUAACAUUGGUUCCCCGCCACUCACACAUAAUUCUUCAAGAAAAAAAUUUUUUGCAACCCAAUAUUUUACUGGUCGAAUGUCCAAAAGCAAAACUGAUGCUGUUGUGGAGAAAGUUUUUUUUUUUCAUUCACGGAGCUCAGCUGCAGAAUCAACGGGAGAAUUCAAACCUACCCGCUUGUAACAACGAGAGGUGCUGUGUACCAGAUGUUGGACAACAUUUCAUCGUGGACAAACGACAGGACAGACUCUGGUCGGGAUACUUGAAGACAAAGUGCACAAGCUGAAGAGUCUACCAGAACCACUACUCCAGGCUUCGUGGAAGGCAGGGAAGUGGAGGAGUGGACAUCGUGUGAUUGCUGACUCUACCUGGCAACAGCAAGUAAUAUAUAAUAGUGGUUUGAACUACAUCGGUCAAACCCUAAAGGGCGCCCACUACUAGACAGUUCGAUACCCAUGUGACGAAAAAUCCUCCAGCAGCUGAACCAGCUUUGGAAUGACAGUACCUGACCCUGAGAACAUCAGGCACCAAGGGAGAGGAGGUAAAAAAUGCUCAACAGAUCAUUUCUGUGUUCGUGGGCCGAUGACACAUUCCAACAUUUUGUCCACAAGGGCGAUCAGCCGAAAAGGGUGCAGUCAGCUGACGUCAUCAAACUGUUGGCUGUCAUCUGCAUAACCGUUUUCAUCAUCCUAGGUAACGUGUUCUGCUUGUUCGUUUUGAAUUCUCGACGAACACGUCGCCAUCUGCCGAUGGCUUCCCGCAUGCUUAUGACGUCACUGGCGUGCACGGACUGCAGUAUGGGGGUGUUUGUGACGUCACUUUCCGCCUACCCUGCCAUUCAUGGAUGCUGGCCAUUUGGAGAUAGCAUCUGCAUGUGGCAGGCAUUCAUGCUGUCAGCGCUGUUCCACGAAUCCACGCUGUCUCUCACCCUCAUCGCUGUUGACCGCUACAUGGCCGUGUCGCAUCCCUUGCGCUACCAAACGUUCGUUUCCAAGAGGAUGGUCAUCGGACUGAUCAUCACUUCCUGGAUCCUCUGUUUUCUCGUCUACGGCAUCAUCGUCAUCGGCUUUGGUCUGUAUUACUACGACAUGGUGGCGAUGAACUGUGAGCCGGAGUACUCCAACAGUGAGAUGACCACAUCUGUCCUCGUCAUCUUUUACCUCUUUCCGACGGUACUAAUAGUCGUCUGCUACUUCCGUCUGUACAGAGCGGCACAGGCUCACCGACAGUAUCUGCAACACAACGGCUUUGAAUGCGUCCGUGUCCGCGAGACAACAGCGUCGACGGGUCACCUGCGCGCCACCCGCACCUUAGCCAUAGUCACCAUGGGCUUCUUCGUGGCCGUCACGCCGUGGACUUUGACCCAGUUACUCAUGACCUUGACCCAGAGUCCGGUGCCAGAGUUGGUGGAUUUCACGGUGACGUGGGUGGCCAUCAGCAACAGCUUCUGGAACACCAUCAUCUACUUGGUGUCCAGCACAUCGUACCGCAAGGCUGCGUGUCAGGUGCUCGGCAGGGCCCGGCGCGCGUGCGGCAUCUCCACGUGCAGUCGCCGGACCCAGCGGCGGGACUACAUCAGGCGGCAGCUGCAGCAAAGCCAGCUCGCGCUCUGCGGCACAGCUGCCAUCACCGACCCGCCGCAGAGGCCGGACAAAGAGGAGGAGAUUACCGAGCUGACGGUUUGAAACCCUUGAUCACGUGGUUCCACGGAGAACAGUCCACCCAAAAAUGGUGACCAACUUUUACAAAUAAACACAAGCUCGAAUUUCUAAGACUCACGUGACGUGAUCCAGCAAGUCCGAGCAGCGGUACAAACAAUCAGUCGCACCCAUUGACGUUUGAUAUUCGCGAUUGAAUAAUUGUUUUCAGUAAAUGUCUUUAAAUAAUAUAUUAAAUCCUUAAACUUGAUACAUAAAUAUACAAUUUCCUGCAGAUGAACACUAAGGUCUGGCGCCAAGAUUUUGAAACCCUUGGGGCUUGUGAGCAGGGUUAUGAGGGAAACUGGCAUUUACCCAUGAACAUGUAAUCAAUUUUCAUAGUUCGAUUGAUCAACUCGUCUGUGUUGCUCAAGACUUCCGAAAAUUUUCCCCGGUUAUAGGUCGUGGGUGAAGAUCAGUCCCAUCACGAACUAAUAUCUCUGGACUGCUGGCGUCUGAACCUCGAAGGCCAGUGCUAGCUGGUUCAAAACCCGUGUGAUGCAGUGUACUUCCCCGAGCUGUGGAACGAUUGGGGAAGGUAAGGCAGCAAGGGACAACAAUAUGUGGCUUAACAAUUCGACAUGGUGGAUGUUUUUAACACUUCCACGACUGCAAGGCUACCUUUUUAUUUAAGAACUGUAACGAGGAGGUUAUUUAGCCUGGUAGUUACAAAGCGCCCUCUACUGUGAAAGGCCUGCAGCUGGAAAAUCCCCCACUGCCCACCCAGCACUUAUCAGGAGAGGGUUGUGCUCGAAUUCCACAUACUGUACUGGAACAAGAUGAGUCACUCAUUGCCCUUUUAGCUACUAGGGACUAGUGAUCGACUCUUUACAGUAGCUGUGGGACAUUUAUCUGUAUCCCUUAUGAGCUUUUCCUGAGGCCUUUCCACCAUUUAGUUAAAUUGAGGAAUAGUUAUUGUGCGCUACAUGAAUACAUCAUAUGUACAUGUACAUUGACAAGUGCACUUGUGUAUGUUUAUGCAUGUAUGUCACACAUCUAUCAUCAUCAUUCAUCAUAAAACCAAAAACUAUACACAGUAAAAUGCUGCAAAAAUAUUUUAUUACAAAUCAAAACAUCAAAGUCUGAGCAUUUAAUGUGAAUGCUCUUUUCAAAUUCAACACUCAUGCUUUGAAGAUGAAGAUUUUUGUUCAUGAAAACAAGUACCCAGAUGAUUUUGCAGGUCCACUAGCAACAAAACAUACUCCUUACCCCCUUUAAAAAAAAAUAAAACACUCUCUUCUAUGUGUAUGUUAUCUGAGUCCCCUUUUAGUUCUUCUGAACAUAAGAAGCACAUGGCAGUGUUAAACCUAAGAGAACCACUUUACAAGCGCCUCUGACAUGUGGUAUGGAC